This is a messenger RNA of Cololabis saira (Pacific saury), 3263 nucleotides long. RefSeq names its product isthmin 2b (gene ism2b). The record is from RefSeq and is a predicted model, not a curated record. The transcript is spliced from 6 exons. NCBI's taxonomy places the organism in Eukaryota, Metazoa, Chordata, Actinopteri, Beloniformes, Belonidae. Bases 45 to 1148 code for a protein of 367 amino acids.
CACAGCAGACUUUAAAAGUUUUAAAGAGAACUUCAGGGGUAAAGAUGCGUCAGGAGGUCGCCAGAAGAUUGCACAUGCAGCUCGUCCUCUGGACCGUACUCCUGCUCAGUUUGGGGGCAGGCUUCCCCACGAGACGCAAGACUUUUGCCCACAAAACCCAUGGCCACGCGGCUCAUGGCGGCGGAGUGCAGUACGUGUCGGAUGCUUUGGAGCAGCAGAAUCAGGUUCAGAGUCUUCUGCCCGAGCCUCACAGCCACCAGAGGAGGUGGUCUCACCACCAACACCGCUCCGUCGGGGUUCUCCCGCAGCCCCAACCCGAGGAGGAGACCAAGCCCUUCAUUCUGGACCUGAACAACUUUCCGGACCUGGCCAAUGCUGACAUUAACUCGCAGAACCCCAACAUACAAUGUGGCCACAUGGCAAAGAAGGACUCCGACGACUGGACACCGUGGUCUCCCUGCUCCGUCACCUGCGGACACGGCGAGAGGAAGAGGACCAAGUCCUGCGGCUACUCCUGCACCCUGACGGAGGCCUCCAAGUGUGACCUGGACCCGUGCCCAGGUGAUGUUAACGCUGUAGUGGAGCCUUUCCCCUUCGAGAUGGAGAAUGGCACCGAGCCUUUUGGAACAGAUGUAGACAGCUGUGAGAAAUGGCUCAAUUGUAAAAGCGACUUCCUGCAGAAGUACCUGCACCAGGUUCUGUCGGAGCUGCCGGGCUGCCCGUGCGCCUACCCGUCCGAGGCGGCGUACACGGUGGUCAGCGUCCACGACCAGGCCCGCGGCCGGCCCUUCCGCUGGCGCGACGCCAGCGGCCCCAAGGAGCGGCUGGACAUCUACAAGCCCUCGGCGCGCAGCUGCAUCCGCUCGGCGCUCUCCAGCGACUCGUCCACCCUGGCGGCGCAGCACUGCUGCUACGACGACCGCGGGCGGCUGAUCACGAGGGGCAAAGGCGCCGGCACGCCGAACCUGAUCAGCGCAGAGUUUUCGCACGAGCUGCACUUCAAAGUGGACGUGCUGCCGUGGAUCCUGUGCAAGGGGGACUGGAGCCGCUUCCACGCCGUGCGGCCGCCCAACAACGGACUGAGUUGCCCCGAAAACCCGCACGAAGACGUGUUCAUGAACGAACUGGAGGAGGCCAGGGAGUACUGAGGGGGCCGCAGCCAAAACUACCACUUUAAUGAGAGUCAGAGGGCCCAGUCCUAAUUUGAGAGGAGACAACCUACUUUAAAAUUCAUAAAAUAUCACUUACCGCACGCAACGUUUAUUAACAACACAUUAAAGACUCAGAAGAAAUUUACAAUUGGGAUUUUGGGGGUUUUCGCAUGAAUAAUGAUGAAGUCUGAUUGCCUCAAGUUAGGAUUGGGCACAUUGUCCAGCUAUCAAGCUUGACUUAUUUACAUAAAUGGACAAAAAAAAAAAGAAAACAGUUGUCCAAUUGCUUGCCGACCUCCUACACAUCUGGCAUCACACCAUACUCAUAUUCUUCAGUUCAGUACACUGUCCUGGGCGUCAGAGCCACGUCCACCCACCGGCUUCUUUUGUGGUGUCCUGUAGUGCUUGUGAUUAAAACAACAAAUGGUCUACAUCCUGAUCAUGUUUCGUGUUGGUUUCAAAAGGAGGAGGUAUUAUAAGAAUGCAGGCUGGUCAGCUUUUGAAGAAACAAACAGCUUGGGAGGGAAUCCGAAAGUCUUAACUUAUGCUGCUACAAUAUUCAAUCUCUGAGGCUUUACAAAGGAUUUAAUGGGAAGGGGGGACUUCAGUGGAUCCAAACAAUACCUGCAUGAAUACACUGUAAUGUACAUUUUCUGCCACUGCUCUCUCUCACGUUGCACGAAAACUGCAAUGCAUUUAGGAAUUUGUCAUCUCAACUAGAGAGCUGAAGCUAAAAAGGAUCUGAAACACUAAAGUGUCCUUGUCAAGCUUAUGAGAAUAGCAUUUGGGUGGUCGUACGCAGUGAUUUCAUGCAUUUCCUCACAUUAUUUCACAUCCAGGAUAAUUUACAGUAUGAUCUGGGUGCCAAAGAGAUAAAAUAAAAAUCUGACUGUUGGUGCCGGUUGGUGUAAAUCCAACCUUUAAGACUCUACAUCACAAACGUAGGGGGAGAAGAAGAAGUUCUGCAGUGAUUACAUUGGACGGAUGUGAGUCUACAAUGUUCUCAGGGGGACAAACACACCACGACAAACACAUUUGCUCAUUUACCUCGUCUGUGGAGCUCUUCAGGAUCCUGUGCAGAGUGUGUUAGGGGUGAAGUUUAGUGGACGUGUACUGGCUGUGUAAUCCAGAUGGGAACUGAUGAACAGAUUAUGCUUUAGUGCAGUGUCAGGAAGCAGUUGGAGCCCCUUAAAAAAAUAGUUGCCGUUAACGCACCGUGUGGUUGGAACAUGCUCAGGCUGUCUGCUUUGUGAUUUUUGGGUUUAUGCACAGAAUUUGACCCGAUAGAAAGGACAUUCCAUCUUAAAUAAAGUCUCGGCGGCCGGUACCCUGACUGACACAGGAAAUUAGUACUGGUCGCAGGAAUCAGUUGGCAUUACCAAAUAUUUCAGGCUUUUGCCAUUAUAUAUGGUGCAUUAGAUAAGAAAAGGCUGAUUUUUAACCUCUGUCAGGACAUAUUUUAGCUCUAGUUUUAUAAAACUCUGCAUGCAUAUCAACAAACAUCACGAUUAAAGCAGUUUAACAACAUUACAUACCUCCAGGAGUUGUCCUUUCCAUCCAUUCAGAUUCUUUGGGUAUUCGCCCUAAGCCUCUUUUCAGGAAUUCUGCAUCCAGAUGCAUAUACGCAUUUGAGUUUUGGAAACGCCAGUUUUAAAAAGGAAGGCACUUUAUUUUUCCCCAAUUGUUGAUAAAAGUGUUAUUGUGAAGGGAAGCUUGCCAGAAGUGCUGCAUUGUUGCAUGAAGGUGCAUAUACAUAUACAAGUGUAGAGAAAAGCAUGAUCUUUUUGUGAUUUCUUAAUUUAGUUUUACAUAUAUGGCAUUGUACAGUAUUUAUUUGUCUGUUUUCUUCUUCUUUUUUUUUUUUUUUUAAAGUUUGCUGAAUCUUUGAAAUGACUCUAUACUCAACUUGGUGCACUAAUCGGAUUGAAAAUGAAGGCAUCGUCAACAAAGGGAAACCUCUUGCCUCAUAUCACUUCAUUAAGCAAAAGCAGGCGUCUGUGUUUCAUUCUGUGUUGAACUGCAGUGCUCUAUGAAUAUGUUGUUGCAAUUAUACUGAAGAAAUAUAUGAUUAUUAAUAAUAUUAUUAAAUAUAUAUAAAUAUAUAUAUAUAUA